AUGAUGCAACAAACUCUCCUUUUAUCCAUUAUUCUAUGUGUGGUUGGCACAGAGGCCUUCUCGGUCCCGUCAAUGACAAAAACAUCACUGAAACAAUACAAUCCGCAGCACCACCAACAAUCUAGUACUCUUUUCAUGUCAUCCUUUUCUGCCGAUGGUUCCGAGUAUGCUUCGACUGACAAGGAUUAUGUGGACGAUGACAUUGUCGAAAAGGAAAAAUUCGGUCCCAGUUUCGAAGACGAUGUAUCCAGUGAUGUCGUGGAAGAAAAACCUGUCCCCAUGUCCAAGAAUGCCGGAAAUCGAUUCGUCGCUGUCGUAUGGGAUGCCGAGGUGGACUCUGAAGGCAGAGAUUCCAUGGAGCUACACGAAGAUCGGGAUGCCUGUGUGGAAGAUCACGUCUUGUUUUGCCGAAAGCGCAAUUUGUACAAUGAAACCUUCAACACGAACAGCAUGGUGGAUAUUCUCCGUAGUUUACCACUUUUGUCAGCCGACUUGCAACGCAUUGUCGGUCACGCCAUGAUCUUGGAAUCUCCCGACAUUUGUCAUGUCAAAGAAAUGCUCGCAGAAGAACCCUUCUUGAAGGCUCUCAAUGGAGGCGACUGGAGUAAAAUUAAUCUCUUUCGUUGGCGCCACAUUCGUGAUUACACCUUGCGACGAGAUGACGGUCGUUUGGGAUACCCCUGUAUGAUGUUUGGGAUUGACCACGAUCCAGAAACCGACAAUGACUCCAAACAAAUUCGGGAAGAGACCAAGGACGCCUUUAUGGAAUAUCUGAUAAAGAGUGAGCGCAUCAUCAUGGCGGGUCCCUUGCACAUGCCGACCGAAAUCAAGGAUGAUCCAUCCAGUAUCGCAACGGGAGAUUUCAUCUUGUUCAAUGCCAAGAGCCGGGAGGAUGCCAUUCAGUUUGUGGAAGAAAUGCCAACCUCCGCAGAAGGUCUCUACAAAGAUUUGCGGGUUCACUUUUACAACACUCUAGACAUUACUGGAAAAUUCAUCUCGGAGGAUCCCAUGCGAGAUGCUCCCAACUACCAAAUGAAGGAGGCAAUGAAAGAGUGGGGGUAUCCAGUGGAGGACAACGAAACUCGUUGGUUGAAUUGGUAA
Molecule: messenger RNA, 1101 nt
Organism: Cylindrotheca closterium
Lineage: Eukaryota; Bacillariophyta; Bacillariophyceae; Bacillariales; Bacillariaceae
Source: the annotation of a GenBank genome assembly